This is a messenger RNA of Marmota flaviventris (yellow-bellied marmot), 1400 nucleotides long. It is a transcript of the gene Cfap119, whose product is annotated as cilia and flagella associated protein 119. The record is from RefSeq and is a predicted model, not a curated record. Lineage: Eukaryota; Metazoa; Chordata; Mammalia; Rodentia; Sciuridae.
AUGGCAACUGACACCAAACUCCCACUUUCCUGUCCAGAGGACAGUGCAAGCCCUUCUAUUAGGAACUUCCAAGGGGAUAAACAGGGGGAAAUACCUUGCAACUUAUCACGCAUGCGCAUUCUCCUCUCGCUGAUUUGCGUGAGCCUGCACUUUCUACCUUUCGCUCACAAGCCUCUUAGCAACGGUCACCUUGGAGACCGGGAAGACGCCUUCCUGGCCCAGCGGAUUGGCUACACCGGCCUAGCUGCCGCGUACAGUGGCUGGAAAAUCGCUAGAGGGUCAGACCUUGGCAGUCGCUGCUAGAGAAUAGGCUGUUUCAGAAACUCAGGUCGGAGAGAGCUGGUGGUGACUCGAGACUCCGAAGAGAUGACCAGCCUUAAGUCCAGCCAGUACCUGGGAGUGAAGGUGCAGUCGGAGCUUGAACAGCCCUCUGAACUGCGGCGGGAACUGGAGAAGGAUCUCAGUUCAGCGGAUGGAUCGGCCAUGAUGGGAACAGGUGUGCGGACCGAUUCAGCUACACUGGGCUCGGCCUCUAUGGAAGCAGAAGAUGGAGCCAACUUGUUCCCGCCGCCACUGCCCCAGCCCCGGAUCUGCAUGUGGAAAUUCCUGGACAUCCAUUCCAUGCACCGGCUGGAGAAGACUGCCAACAUUGAGGAGAUGAGGGAAGUUCUGGCUGAGCUGUUGAAGAUUGGCUGUCCUGAGCAGAACCUGCAGGAUGCCAUCACCCUGGACCUUUACUCCCACGCGCUCAUCUUCUGCCGCCAGCAGGGCUUCUCACUGGAGCAGACAUCAGUGGCAUGUGCCCUGCUCCAAGAUCUUCACAAGGCCUGUGCUGCAACACCCUUGGGCAACGUGGAGGAAUGCUACCGCUACUUUACCAGUGUUCUUUUCUGCCAUGGAGUCAGGCGGCCCCCAUUCAGCAUUGACCUCUUUAAGGAGGAACAGCUGCUGGCCCUGGCAGACUACGUGGUCAACACCUACUUCCGCCACUUCAAACUCUACAAAUAUGUGUUCACACCCCAGGUACGGCUGGAUCUAUCUUUGACUUACAUGGGGCUACAGCCACCCAAGCCUUGGCCAAAGGAGAAAGAAGGUGAGAAGGCAGAGGAGCAGGCACUCACCCCACAGGAGGAAGAACUGGAGAUAGUGGCCCAGCCAGAGCAAGAGCCAUCCCAAGUCUGUGUCCUCCGAACCUACAUCAAGACCCAACUUAAUAAGGAGCUGGGGCAGCUCCAGCAGCUGGUGGAAGAGCGCCUCAAGGCCAGUGAGGAGAGGCUGAGCACCAAGUUGAGUGCUCUAGAGCGGCCUCACCAGCUACCUCCAAGCAAAAACAAGAACAAGACUAAGUGAUCCCCAACAUUUUCCCCAAUAAAAGCCUGGGCCAGAGUGCCCCGACCUGG